This is a messenger RNA of Hypanus sabinus (Atlantic stingray), 6043 nucleotides long. RefSeq names its product prominin-2-like. The coding region runs from base 323 to 2839 and encodes 838 amino acids. Gene Ontology annotation, cellular component: apical plasma membrane; cilium; prominosome. The transcript has 25 exons. The record is from RefSeq and is a predicted model, not a curated record. Gene Ontology annotation, molecular function: cholesterol binding. Lineage: Eukaryota; Metazoa; Chordata; Chondrichthyes; Myliobatiformes; Dasyatidae.
UCCAAGAUUAUGACUAAACAGUAAACGGCACAAAAAUUAAAGAACGACGAGCCCACACCCUUCACACGGUGAUGUUAAUGGAACAGGUGACCGCAUCCUUAUUUAAAACUUUUCUUGAUGUAGUUUGUUUCUAUCUGGACUUGUCACACCUUGAAACACAACGUGAACCUGUCCGACAGGUUUCUGUUUCCCUGCCCCGAUAUUCCAGGCCGGGAAGCUGUUAUUAACAGCGAUCAGGAGAGGCGACCGAACCUUGAAUCGAGACUGCAGUCAGAAUCACAGCAGGCACCUUUCCCCAAGGUUGAAUUGAAGGGCAGAUCUUAUGGGACUGCACAGAAGGAGAAUGGACUUCCUCCUCAUCAUCAUGGCUGCGAUUUUCCUCAGUCCUCAUCCAAUUGCCUCCCAGGAUUGUGUGGCAAGCACUCUUCGGUUUUCAAACCUGUCGCUGCUCAACUUCAACAGGCUGGAUGGAGAUGCUGGCACGAUCGAGCCUUUGUAUAACAUGGUGAAUCUAUACUUGGAUGCAGUGCAACCAAAUGAAUUUCCAAAAGAUGUUCUCCAGCAAUCAAUCAAGGACCCAAACUACAUAGCGGAGAACUAUGAGAAGGUCCUGCGCUACGAGGCGGGCUACAUCGUCAGUCUCAUCCUCGGCGUGCUGUUCUUCGUCUUCAUGCCCCUGGUGGGACUUAUCUUCUGUUGUUGCCGUGUGUGUGGGAAAUGCGGAGGGCAGUUGAAGGAGCGGACGCAACACACCGACUGCCAGCGUCACACCUACGCCACGUUCCUUCUGAUGACGACCAUCAUUAUACUGGCCGGGGUUGCCUGCGCGUUUACAGCCAAUCAAAAGGUAACUGACGCAAUGGAGCCGAGCGUAUCUGCCUUCCGGAGAAUGCUAGCAGAUGUGGCCUCUUACAUUGACAAUAUCCUUGAGGCCAUACCCAAAGUUAUUGCACAGUUUUCAGUUCCAAAAAACAAGAUAUUCUCAGAAUUUGACCGUGUCAGCAGCAGCCUUGGCUUUACCCUCAAGGGUGCAUUGAAUCCAAUAGUUUAUCCAGUGCUGGAGAUGGCUUCCACAAGACUGAAAGAAUUCAACACCAUGACGGGACACUUGGACAAUAUAAAGUCUGUGAACAGUUCCCUGGCAGAGAUACAGAGGGAGUUGUCGAGUGAGCUGAGCAUUCUGCAGGGUGAAACUUCUAACACGCUGAAAGACCCAAAUUGCCAAAGAUGCAAGAGUGCUAUGAGAGAUAUCAGUAACCUGGAGGUGGAUCUUACAUACACAUUGCCGGCCGACGACCAGGUUGUGUUCAAUGAGGUCAUGAGCUUCUCUCUAACGUCACUGAAUAACUCAGUGGAACAGGCAUCCCGCACCUUCAAUGAGACUCCUGCCACCGUGACUGAUCAAGCUACGCAGACUUUUACAGACAUCAAGAAACUUAUCAACGACAUUGAAAGGAACCUCUCCUCCACCAUUGAGACCGUGCAGUUUCCAGAAUCCCUGCAGAAUCUGGAGAACUUGGCAAAUUCUUCCACGGUGACAGAAAUCUCAUCUGAGGUGAAAAGAUACGAUUACUACAGGUGGGUGGUCAGUAUAGUCUUGUGCUGCAUCAUUCUCUUAAUCAUCGCCUGCAACGUGCUGGGACUCGGCCUGGGAAGUGCAGGAAUCGCAACCAGGGACGACAUCUACAGAGGCAACGCCUGCUCGAAAUCAGGCGCCAACUUCCUGAUGGCGGGCGUUGGGUUCAGCUUUAUUUUCUCCUGGCUGCUCAUUCUCCUGGUUUUCGUCACCUUUUUCGUUGGAGGAAAUAUUCAGACAUUGGUCUGUAAACCUUGGAAGACCGGAGAGAUCUAUGAGGUAGCUGAUGAUCUUGCCCAACAGAACAACAUUUUCAACAUCAGCAAUUUCUUCCGUCAAUCAGUCACCUACUCUUCACUCUACAGACACUGUGAAGAAGGCAAGUCUCUGUGGUUUGUCCUACCACAGAGCCAGAUCUCGAAACUGGAGGAGUACCUAAACGUGUCGACUUACACAGGAGACAUUGUUCAGAAUUCCCGGCAGCUGAAUGUGGACUUAAGCAGAAUCGUGUUACUGGACAGCAGCGCGAGGAGUAACCUGAUGAAAUUUGCCAACAGUGGGAUUGAUCAAGUCAACUUCACCGAUAUCAUCGAGUCGAUGAAUAAUAAAAUGUCAAUGACACCACUGUUGGAUUUCGCUGCCAGGCUGGAAAGUUUAAGCCAAAUCCAGAGCAAUCCGACCAUUAGAAGUAAAGUGACUGAGCACGCUCAGAAGCUGCGAGCAUUGGAGAGCAAGCUGGCGAACAGAACCAAACCAGAGCAGGCGCAGCUGAACGUGAGCUUCCAGUAUUUGGCAUCCUUCGCUCCCAGCAUGCGGAGUCUCAUUAAUAACACCAUCCAGAGAAUCGACACAGCCCAGGAGGCGAUCACUACAACCAUUAAAUCAGAAAUUGAGAAGGUCAGAGAGUGCCUCAUUAUCAAGCAACUCGGAUACUUCAUUCAGUACCUUCAGUGGAUCCGAACCAUGGUUAUGGACAAUUUGCUUUCCUGCCAGCCACCUUUCAUCCUGGUCAACAACAUCCGCGUCAUACUUUGUGACAACAUUACAGAGCCCUGGAAUGCCUUCUGGUUCUGCCUGGGCUGGUGUACCCUCUUCCUCAUCCCCAGCAUCAUCUUCGCAGUGAAGACUGCAAAGCAUUACCGGUCGAUCAAGAAUGCAGACAAAAGUCCUGAGUUUUCAGAAAUGAUGCAGUUUAAAUUUCCUCGAGUUGCCAACACAUACGGUCCACCACUGUCCAGUGUGCCUUCUGUUUCAGCCAACUGACUCCGAGCUGGACUUUGAACACCACCCUUCCUACAAGAGUAAUGUUACUCUGUCUGCCAGAGGUUCAUCAGUGGCUGUGCUUUCUCUACAGUUUUGCCAUUUUCCAAACAGUUUAUUGCCUCUGCUAACAUGUAUCGAAUCUCUGUGUCCAGGAUGGACUGACCUGUGGGCACCAAGACCUCAUUGCUAGACUUUGAUUUCUCAUGAAAGUCACAUCAUCAUCAUCAUUAUGUGUCAUGUGGUAUGACAUCAUCAUUAUGUGCCACGUGGUACGACAUGGGUGAUCAUGGUCUUUCCAUGACUAUGAUUGCUCUUGGCAAAUUUUUCUACAGAGGUGGUUUGCCCUUCUUCUGGGCAGUGUCUUUACAAGAUGGGUGACCCCAGCCAUUAUCAAUACUCUCCAGAGAUUGUCUGCCUGGUGUCAGUGGUCACACAACCAGGACUUGUGAUCUGCACCGGCUGCUCAUACGACCUUCCACCACCUGCUCCCAUGGCUUCAUGUGACCCUGAUCGUGGGGCUAAACUUGCCUAAGGGUGACCUGCAGGCUAGCAGAGGGAAGGAGUGCCUUACACCUCCUUUGGUAGGGUCGUAAAAUAAAAGUUAUUAUCCCAAUAAAAGUCACGCAGCACCUGUUUGGCCCACAAUCUCUAUGAUGACCAAUGCACUUACCUGUACUUGUCCCAUUUAUCUGAAUUUGGUCCAUAGCCUUCUCUAACUUGAUGAUUCAAACACAAGAUGCUUUUUAAAUGAUGUGAAAGUGUCUGUCUCCACCAUAUUCUAACCACACUCUGUGUGAGAAAAACUCUCUCUCUCAGAUCCUCCAUUACCCCCCACCUUAUACCCACAAACACAAGAGAUUCUACAGAUGCAGGAAGUCCAGAAUAACACACACAAUGCUGGAGGAACUCAGGAUGUCAGUCAGCAUCUAUGGAGGGGAAUAAACAGUUGGUGUUUGGGCCUCACCUUAUACCUCAGUCCUGUAUCUAUACCCGAGUCAGGUUUAAUACCGGUGGCAUAUGUCAUGAAAAAUGUGGUUUUGCAGUAGCAUUUCAUUGAAAUACUUAAUAAAAUAUUAUGAAUUCCAAUAAGAAGUAAAUACAUAUUAAAAUUAAAUUAAUAAGUAGUGCAAAAAGAGAAUGAAAAAGUGUGAGGUGGUGUCCACGAGUUCAUUGUCCAUUCUGAAAUCUGAUGGUGGUGAGGAAGAAGCUUUUCCUAAAAUGUUGAAUAUGUGUCUUGAGGCUCUUGAAGAAGGGUUUUGGCUCAAAACGUCGACUGCUUAUUCCCUUACAGGAGAGAUUCUGCAGAUGCUGGAAAUCCAAAGUAACACAUGUAAAAUGAUGGAGAAAAAAGUAAACAGUUGAUGCUUUGGGCCAAGGCCCUUCAUGGCCUGAUGAAGAGCUUCGGCCUGAAACAUUGACUGUUCACUCUUUUCUAUAGAUGCUUUCUGACCAACUGAGUUCCUCCAGCAUUUUGUAUGUGUGAUUGUUCUGGAUUUCCAGCAUCUGCAGUAUCUCAUGCUUUUACCUAUGUCUUCUUGUUUUAGAGACCUCACUUGGGAAAAUGAUUCCUACUACCUGCCCUGUCAAUGUCCUUCAUAAUCUUGUAUACCUCUGUCAGGUCACCCCCUGUCCCCACCUCUGCCACUCAGCCUCCUCCAUGGCCAGAAAAACAAACCCAAAUUUGAUUCAAUUUCAUGAUUUAGAUGCAGUGUGAUUUUCAUGGUGCUGGUUUCUCACUGACAUUUGGGAAUUACUUAUGAGAGUCCUGGAAAUCCUAUUGAUACUUGGGACUUGAUACUGGACUUCCCAUUAAAGAUUAUUACUUUCUUUCACUCAUCCCUGGUUCCCAUUUUGAAUUAAGAAUGCCACCAAAUUCCUGGAAUCUCAUUGAUGCUUGGCGAUUUCCCCAAUCAAUUCCUGGGAACAACUGUCACAUUUGUUGGAAUUUGGGAAUUUCCACUGCUGGGAUCGUGUUGGUACUUGCACAUUACCAUCAAUGGAGAUCCUAUUUGGAAUUGCUGUUGAUAUCGAGAAACCCACUGGUGCCUCAGAAUUGUCAUCAUAGUUCUUCUUGAUCCUUGAGAAUUACCGCCACAUUCCUACUUGAACAGUCAAUACCUCCUGUACCUAAUAAAGUGGCCACUGAGUGUAUGCUUGUGGCCCUCUGCUGCUUCAGGGUUCGAUUCAGAGUUGCUGUUCUGCACACCGCUGCUGUAUCGUGUGGUUAUUGUCAUCUUCCUGUCAGCUUGAACCAGUCUGGCCAUUCUCCUCUGACCCCUCUCAUUAACGAGGUGAUUUCACCCACAGAACUGCCCCUCACUGGACGUUUCUUGUUUUUUUUGCAACUCAUCAUUCUCUGUCAGCUCCAGAGCAGAGGUUCCCAACCUUUUUUUAUGCUACGGACCCCUACGAUUAACUGAAAGGUCCACGGACCUCUAGUUUGGGAACCCCUGCUCUAGUGACUGUUGUGUGAGAGAACCCAGGAGAUCAACAGUUUCUGAGAUACUCAAUCCACCCCAUCUGGCACCAGCAAUCAUUCCACAAACUUGAGAAAGUCUGUGGAUGCUGGAAAUCCAAAGCAACACACACAAAACAAUGGAGGAACUCAGAAGGUCAGGAGGAAUCUAUGGAAAGAGUAAACAGUUGACAUUUCAGACCUAGACCCUUUUUCAGGACUGAAGUGUCCCAGCCCGUAAUGCUGACUAUUUACUCUUCUCCAGAGAGGCUGCCUGACCUGCUGAGUUCCUCCAGCGUUCUGUGUGUGUUGCAAUCAUUCCACAAAGCCACUUAGAUCACAGCUACUCUUCAUUCUGAGAUCUGGUCUGAAAUACAAUUGAACCUCUUGACCGUGUCUGUGUGCUUUUACGGACUGAGUUGCUGUCACAAGAUCAGCUGAUGAGAUAUUUGCACUAACGAGAAGGUGUACCUAAUAAAGUGGCCACUGAAUGUAAAUUCCUGCCCUAUCCCCAGGUUCCUAUAUCACAAUCCAAGUUUGCAACUGAUACUUGGAGUUGACUGCCCAGCUCCCAAGUUUAGUGGGUUCUGCUGCUCCAGUCAGUAUUCUAUUUAUUUUCCUGUAAAUGUUCUUUCCAUUUAUUGCACCAAAGGAAAUCUUAAAGAAAUGUAUGUGCCGUGCGAUAAGGCUGGUGAUUUAUUGGUCUCUUGUUAGCCCAAUGGCAAUUGCCAUGAAUAAAGGAUACUUGG